This is a messenger RNA of Hyaloscypha bicolor E, 1206 nucleotides long. Its product is annotated as NAD(P)-binding protein. The transcript has 2 exons. Gene Ontology annotation, biological process: phosphatidic acid biosynthetic process; triglyceride catabolic process. Gene Ontology annotation, cellular component: lipid droplet; endoplasmic reticulum. Gene Ontology annotation, molecular function: acylglycerone-phosphate reductase (NADP+) activity; triacylglycerol lipase activity. NCBI's taxonomy places the organism in Eukaryota, Fungi, Ascomycota, Leotiomycetes, Helotiales, Hyaloscyphaceae. The record is from RefSeq and is a predicted model, not a curated record. The coding region runs from base 175 to 1029 and encodes 284 amino acids.
AUUGAUAUACUGUUCUGAGAACUUCAAAUCUGCGAGUGUCAUCAUUUCAAGGUUAUUCCUUUGCAACAACUGAGGUAUCUAUUCAGAAAUCACAAGCUGAUAAGCACGUGACUUCCCACCGGACGAGCAACCAGCAUAUUCUACUCCUGGUAUAUUCAUUUAUACGUUAUCAAAAUGUCGAAACCAACAAUCCUCAUCACUGGCUGCACGAAAGGCAGCAUCGGCUACUCAUUAGCCAAACAAUUCGCGGCACAAGACUACCACGUUUUCGCCACGACCCGCAACAUCGCCAGCAUGGACGAUCUCUCCACGAUACCAAAUAUCACUCUCCUGCCUCUCGACAUCACAUCGCGCGACUCCGUUCUCUCAGUCCACUCCAUCAUUGCCCAACAGACAGGAGGUAGACUCGACAUACUUUACCACAACGCCGGCUACCGCUCUCUCGGCAUGGCCAUCGAAUCCUCAGUCGAUGAAGCGUACAAGAUGUUCAACACCAACCUCUUCGGGAUCAUACUCCUGAAUAGCGUGUUUUCAGACAUGGUAAUCAAAACAAAAGGCAAGAUUGUGAUCACGGGGAGUGUUUCAGGGUAUACGCCACACCCUUCGCAAGCGGUGUAUAAUUCGAGUAAAGCGGCCGUGGAGCUGUAUGCCAAGACGUUGAGGAUGGAGAUGAAGCCUUUUGGGGUGAAGGUUUUAUUUGUCAUCACUGCAGGUGUGAAAACUGGAAUGUCGAGUGCACGGCUGACGCUUUCCGAGAAUUCUAAUUAUAGAUAUCUUGAAGGCAAGAUCAAUAAGGCUUGGGAGGAGCUGGAAGGUGACGCCAUGAGCCCGAGUGUUUAUGCUAGACAAGUUGUUGCGAAGGUUGUGAAAACGAGCCCGCCGGAAGAGAUAUGGUGUGGGUCUGGUGCAACCACGGUUUGGAUUAUAGAGACGCUUGGGAUACGUUGGGCGUAUAACAUCUUCUUUUCGAGGUUGUUUGGGUUGAACGCGAUGGCGCCAUCUUUCGAAAAAGAAAAAAAAAGAAAGUGAAGGGGUCUUAAAGGAGUCACUCAGGAGAUAGCUCGCUUAGAUCAACCACAGCACUUCCAACUUCUGCGAAGAGCACUUAUUUGAUAUUCCAAGGAACGAGAGGAAAGGAAGAAGAGACUCUUGCUUCUAUGUGGUUUGUUCAAAAGGGGAAAUAGUGCGAAUUAAUUCUGAUUCUAG